CUUCAUCUUCUCACCAUCCCUCCUUCUCAUUCUUCUUCUUCCACGUCAAAAAUCAACCUUCUCUCUUUCCCUUCUCUACAAUCUCAAUCUCCUUCUUUUCCAGAUCAAAAGAAAACAUUCCCAUUUCGUUUUUGCAUCUAUAUAUCUUCCCUUCCGUUUCAUUUUCCUAUACAACUCUCUGUUUCUAAUCCCUUUUUCUUACAAGUAUUUCUUUCCUGGGUUUUAAUGCUGGUUUUUAUGAAGAUGUACACGUAAAGUUUCCUUUGCCUUUUACUUCUCGUUGACAUGCAGUGAUCCGAUAAGUGCGAAGGGUUUUUUUUUUAUCGAGAUUGAAAGUGAGGAGGAGCAGACAAACGGAAAACGUAGAUGGCGAAUCAGGUCGUGAAAGUGAAGAGAGAAGCAAUUGUGGCAUGCAUGACUUGUCCUCUUUGCAAUAAGCUUCUUAGAGAUGCCACCACCAUAUCUGAAUGCCUUCAUACGUUUUGCAGAAAGUGCAUUUAUGGUAAGAUAGAAGAUGAAGAACUAGAGUGCUGUCCGAUAUGCAACAUCGAUUUGGGUUGCGUUCCUUUGCAGAAAUUAAGACCAGACCAUAAUUUGCAAGAUGUGAGGUCCAAAAUCUUUCCUCUUAAAACAAGAAAAGCGAAGGCACCUGAUGUUCCGGCCCCUGUUACAAUGCCCAUGAGGAGAAAAGAGAGAUCGCUCUCUUCCUUGGUGGUUAACUCCCCCAAGGUAUCACAAACUACUAUGAUUGGAAGGAGGACAAAAGCUGUUGCCAGAAAGGCCAUUGCUUUGCGAGGUUCAAGUUUUUCGAUGGAGAGGCCUCUUAAAAGAGAGGAAGACUCUAUGGAGGAUCACCAGGAGAGUGCAAGCUCACCUGAAACACUAAACAAAUUCACUCAAAAUAAAAGACAGUGUAUUUCUUCUGCCGAACCUAGCCACCACACAAAUAAAGAUGCCGAAAAUGAUGAUGAAGCGUGGGAUGGGAAAUUGGAUCUCUGGAAACCUUUGAACUGUUUGGUGGAGGUUGCAGAUAGGACCAAGUCCUUACAGUCUAGUUCACAAGGUUCUGAUUCUAAAUUAGAACCUAAGCAUGUAUCUAACGUUGAAGCACAAAUGUGCAAAAGCAAAAAUAAGGAAGACAAAUGCAAGUCAAAAGUUGAGGAUGAAAAGAAUAUUGCUGGUCUUGGAAUGUCAGAAACUGUAACUCCUAAAAAGUUAUGCAAGAUAUGUCGGAAGAGGGCUUCUGGAUUUGGAGAUUCUGGAUUUUCUCCACAAGCUGUGCUAGACGCAUCUGGUCCAAAGCAUGAAAGAAGAAGGGGUCCUGUUUGGUUCUCAUUAGUGGCCUCUGAAGACCAGGAAGGAGAUGCAUCCCUCCCUCAAAUACCUGCAAAUUACCUAAGGAUAAAGGAUGGAAAUGUGCCUGUUUCUUUUAUUCAAAAGUACCUUAUGAAGAAAUUGGAUCUCACCGAUGAAGCUGAGGUUGAGAUUAAAUGCAUGGGACAACCUGUACUUCCCACGCUGCAGUUGUAUAAUUUAGUGGAUUUGUGGCUACAAACAGCAUCGACAUCACAGCGUGUAGCAGCAUCUGCUGGUUCUAGUGCAAAGGAAUUUGUAAUGGUGUUGGCAUAUGCUCGGAAAGUCUCGGGUCAAUAACGAUGCGUUCUUUCGGUUCUUUCGAUUCUUUUGCUGCCAUGUCAAUAAUCUUAACGCAUAUAU
This is a messenger RNA of Hibiscus syriacus, 1716 nucleotides long. Its product is annotated as E3 ubiquitin protein ligase DRIP2-like. Gene Ontology annotation, molecular function: ubiquitin-protein transferase activity. The transcript has 7 exons. The coding region runs from base 367 to 1653 and encodes 428 amino acids. NCBI's taxonomy places the organism in Eukaryota, Viridiplantae, Streptophyta, Magnoliopsida, Malvales, Malvaceae. The record is from RefSeq and is a predicted model, not a curated record.